GGCCCCAGGCUCCUCCCCUAGCUUCACCACGGCACCUUUUCCACGAACAGCCAGAGGGACCACGUCAUUCCCCUGCUGGGAACACAAGCUGCCUCCCCCUGGUCCUCCAACACAUUCACCUUCAGCCCACACACUUGGGGACCUCAGGGACUUUGCCCAUGCAGUUCCCACACGCCUGGAGCCAGCCUUCCCGGAGGUGCUUCUCCUUUCCUGGGCAGGGCUCCUGCCCCAUGCCACCUUGCCGGGCCGGCCCCGCCCCACCGGCUGGGGAAACUGUUGAUACGCACGCGCCUCCCCCUUUUCAAAGAUGGGGACAUGAGUGUCUGAUCUGACCCGGGUGGGGGCUGCCUCGGGGCUCCCCCCCACCUCUUCGUGAGUCACCGACCUGUGUGGUCCCCUGCUCGAGCUCCCGGGAAAGCGGGAGGAGGGACAGAGGAGCUGGAGCUGAGCAGGCCCUGCCCCCCCAGGCCCCUCCUCCUAGCCUCAGAAUGCAGCCCACGGCCACCAUGGCCACGGCCGCCACCACCUCCGCCACGGUCGCCCUGACCACGACGUGGGACAACGCCACGGGCCGGCCCACCGGGGAGCCCGACCCCGUCCUGGACAACUACGUGCUGCCGGUGGUUGUGAUGGCGCUCUUUGUCGGGGGCACCCUCGUGGUGCUCUCGGGCGCGCUGCUGCUCUGCAGGCGCUGCUGGGAAGUCAACAGGCGCGGCCACAGAGCCACGGAGGAAGCAGAGAAGGCCACGACCAGCUACCUGGACAACGGCGCCCGCCCUGCGCAAGACCCCGAGUUCAGGGGGGAGGAGCCCGAGGGCCAGGACGCCGAGACCGAGCGCUUCCUGUCCACCAGCUCCACCGGCCGCCGGGUGUCCUUCAACGAGGCGGCCCUGUUUGAGCAGAGCCGGAAGGCGCAGGACAAGGGCCGCCGGUACACCCUGACCGAGGGGGACUUCCACCACCUGAAGAACGCCCGCCUCACCCACCUGCACCUGCCGCCCCUCAAGAUCAUCACCAUCCACGAGUGUGACUCAGGCGAGGCCAGUGCAACCGCCACACCCCACCCCACGGCAGCCCCCAAGGCCAGCCUCGCCAUAUUCCAGCCCCCGGGGAAGGCCCUCACCGGCCGCUCUGUGGGCCCCAGCUCCGCCCUGCCAGGUGACCCCUACAACUCGGCUGUGGGCCCUGCCGACUUCGAGAUCAGCCCCUCGGCUUCCAGUGACUCUGGGGAAGGCACCUCGUUGGACGCGGGGGCCAGGAGUGCCAAGUCUGGUGGGCCGGGGGCCGCAGCAGGGCCUGGGGAGGCGAGCCCAGCCUCUGGGGCAGGCCCCGUACUGCAGUUCUUCACCCGCCUGAGGCGCCACGCCAGCCUGGAUGGGGCCAGCCCCUACUUCAAGGUCAAGAAAUGGAAGCUGGAGCCCAGCCAGCGGGCGUCCAGUCUGGACACGAGAGGAUCCCCCAAGCGACACCACUUCCAGCGGCAGCGGGCAGCCAGCGAGAGCAUGGAGCAGGAGGAGGGGGACGCCCCCCACGUGGACUUCAUCCAGUACAUCGCCAGCGCUGGCGACACUGUGGCCUUCCCGAGCCCCUGCCCCCUUCUGGCCAGCCCCACCAGCCCCGCCAGCCCGCCCCCCACUCUCGGCAGGCUAGACGCAGCCGAGGAGGUGGGCGCCGCGGGAGGAGCGAGCCCCGAGUUCCCCCCGGAGUGCGGCGUCAGCGCGGGGCCUGACCAGCAGCAAGACUCAGAUGGCGAGCGAGACGCGGGGCCAGAGCAGGCCCCGACCAUCUACCGCGACAUCUGGAGCCUGCGCGCCUCGCUCGAGCUGCACGCGGCCACCGCCUCAGACCACAGCAGCAGUGGCAACGACCGCGACUCGGUGCGCAGCGGCGACAGCUCGGGCUCCGGGGGCGCCGCACCCGCCUUCCCGCCGCCCUCGCCACCGCCCACACCACGGACGGCGGACGGCGAGGCGGGCGGGCCGCGCAAGCUGCUGCAGAUGGACAGCGGCUACGCCAGCAUCGAGGGCCGCGGCGCGGGCGACGACGGGCCCCCCAGCGCGCCCGAGAAGCGCUCCUCCUUCACGAGCACGGGCCGCGAGGCCACCGUGGGCUGCAGCUUUGAGGGUCCCGCGCCCGAGGCACCCGCCCGGCAUGGCAGCCCGCGCGCCUGGCCUCGCCGCGCCCCGCGCCGCGACUACAGCAUCGACGAGAAGACAGACGCGCUGUUCCACGAGUUCCUGCGCCACGACCCGCACUUCGACGACGCCCCUCCCGCCGCAGCGCGCCACCGCGUGCGCGCGCACCCGCACCCCCACGCGCGCAAGCAGUGGCAGCAGCGCGGCCGGCAGCACAGCGACCCAGGCGCGCGUGCCGCACCCUCCGCCCCACCCACAGCCCAGCCCGGCGCCCCCCGCCCCGCGCGCGCGCCCCUGCGCCGCGGGGACAGCGUCGACUGCCCACCCGACGGCCGCGCGGGCGAUGACCCGGCCGCGCCUCCCAUCCCCGUCAUCGAGGAGGAGCCCGGCGGCGGCUGCCCUGGCUCCGGCCUGUGCGCUGGGCCCCCGGACGCGCUGCUGGACAAGCUGGCGGCCAGCCUCGACGACAGGCUCUUCCCGCCGCGCCUGGCCCAGCCUGUCGCCGCGGCCCCUGCGCUGGCCGCGGCCGCGCCCACGUCCCCCGACCACAGCCCGGUCUAA
Molecule: messenger RNA, 2696 nt
Organism: Kogia breviceps (pygmy sperm whale)
Lineage: Eukaryota; Metazoa; Chordata; Mammalia; Artiodactyla; Physeteridae
Source: RefSeq, a predicted model, not a curated record